This is a messenger RNA of Fusarium keratoplasticum, 894 nucleotides long. RefSeq lists its product as uncharacterized. Lineage: Eukaryota; Fungi; Ascomycota; Sordariomycetes; Hypocreales; Nectriaceae. The transcript is spliced from 3 exons. Gene Ontology annotation, molecular function: oxidoreductase activity, acting on NAD(P)H as acceptor. The record is from RefSeq and is a predicted model, not a curated record. The coding region runs from base 1 to 894 and encodes 297 amino acids.
AUGGCCGCUCCACUGGAUAUCCCCCACUACAAGCUCAAUGACGGCAACGAGAUUCCGGUUCUUGCUUUUGGUCUGGGAACUGCUCAGUACAAGAACGACCCCAACAGCGGGCUCGAUGCUCAUGUGAUUGACAUCACCACCAAGGCCAUUGGAGUCGGCUAUCGCCAUCUCGAUGGCGCCGAAGUUUACGGCAACGAGGAGGAACUUGGUCAGGCCAUCAAGGCGGGCGGCGUUCCCCGAGAGCAGCUCUUUGUCACCACCAAGAUCCCCGCCGAGAAGAAGGGUUCCGCCAUUGACUCGUUUGACGUCUCCCUCAAGAAGCUCGGCCUCGAUUACGUCGAUCUGUACCUGAUCCACGGUCCCUGGUUUGCCGAGACUGAUGAGGACCUACAGAAGCGCUGGGCUGAGCUCGAGCAGCUCCAGGCGUCUGGCCGUGUCAAGUCUAUCGGCGUGUCCAACUUCCUGCAGGUGCACCUCGAAGCCAUCCUCAAGACAGCCAAGGUCAAGCCCGCCAUCAACCAGAUCGAGUACCACCCCUAUCUCCAGCAUGGCGAUCUAGUUGCCUUCCACAAGAAGCACGGCAUUGCUGUGUCCUCCUACGGCCCCCUCACCCCUCUCGUGACGGCCAAGGGUGGUCCCGUCGACGGCCUUUACACCGAGUUGGCCAAGAAGUAUGGUGUCACAGAGUCUGAGAUCGGUCUGCGAUGGGUGAUCGAUCAAGACAUCAUUGCGCUCACAACGAGCAACAAGGUGGAGAGACUUGAGGGCUACCUGUCUAGACUUCCCAAGUUCAAGUUGACACCUGAGGAGAUUGCCGAGAUCUCCAGACUCGGAAGCCAAAAGCACUUCCGCGGAUUCUGGAAGAACAAGUUUGAUGAGAACGAUCGGUCCUAA